AUGGUGGCCACCACCGACAUCCCUGACUGGUGCUUGACAGAGACAGGGCUGCCCUACACACCCGACGCCCUGCCAGACCCGGCCCAGUGGACGGAGAUGCUAUGCAAGUCGCCUAUGCGCUACGUCGACCGGGUCCGUGCACCCGUGCUGCUGAUGCUGGGGGAGGACGACCAGCGUGUGCCCCCCAUGCAAGGGCUGGAGUAUUACCGUGCCCUCAAGGUCUUGGCAGCCUGCCUGUGGCUGAGUGGCCGGCGCCAGUGGCCCAGCAUGGCGCAGCAAGGCCCCAUGGCCUCAGGGACUGAGCAGGGCGGGGAGGCGGUCGGCAGCCCCACCGCCUGCUACCGGGAGCUGAGCCAGUUCCCUGCUGUCACCCGAGCUGCCCUUGGGGCCACCGCAGGGGGACAGACCUUCCUGCUGUACACCGAGUGCAGCCGCCCCGACCUGCCCCGCCGCCAGCUCCUGCGCUUCAGCUGCCACUACAGCCUGUGGUGCACAGGCAGCGACGGCCUCGCUGUGAGCCAGGCAGCGCUCAGCGCCGAGAUCCACCACCAGUAUGGCACGGACAGACUGCUCAGCCAGGACUCCCCCACCAGACAGCACCGUGCAGUGCUCAGCCGCUGUGGGCUCCAUGGCCAUGGCAUGCAAUGCUGACUGCCAUCCCUCCAGGUGUGGGACAACAGUGGGCGCAGCCACAGUGUGGACCUCAUGGCCCUGGGGAAGCACAGGGAGGUCUACACAGAGGGGCCCUUUGCCUGUCUGGCCUGGUCCCACUCGGAAACACAGCUGCUCUAUGUGGCCAAGAAGAGCUGGCCCAAACGACGAUCCCCCUGUCCCUAGGAUGUGCCGGGAGCAUCCAGGCUGAUGGAGGAUGAGGAUGAGGAGGGCGAGCAGUUCAUGUACCGUGAGGACUGGGGGGAGGCACUGAGCACCCGCAGCGUGCCUGUCCUCUGUGCCCUGGACCUGGAGGGCAGCAGCCUCUUGGUGCUGGAGGGCGUCCCGGAGCACCUCUCUCCCGGCCAGGCCCUGUGGUCCCCAGAUGACCACAGCGUGGUGUUCGUGGGCUGGUGGCAUGAACCCUUCCGCUUGGGGCUGAGCGACUGCUCCAACAGGAGGUUGGGUGUUUUCCACUUGGACUUGGCCAGUGGGCACUGUGAGCUGCUGUCGGCUGAGCACAGUGCUGCCUGCUCCCCCCAGCUGAGCCCUGACGGCUGGCGCCUGCUCUACCUGGAGGGGGGCCUGGGGGGGUUCCACCGCCAGUGCCUGUGCAUGGUGAGCAGGGCCCUGCUGGUGCCAGGCACAGCUCUUACCUGGCAGACGAGGCAGACGGUGACAGUGCUCGACGUGGUGCGGGAGCCCACGGAGGGUGAGCAUGCCUUUGCUGGGCUCUACAGGGAGACACUGCCACCACGGUGCUGGGCAGCCGAGACACGGCGAGCUNNNNCCUGCCUCUACUCUGCCCCCUUGCAGGACCUGCUGCUCGUGGACACGGAGGCGGCCACUGUCACCAACCUGACAGCAGGGUCAACGGAAGGGUGCUGGGAGCUGCUCAGCCUCCAGUGGGACCUGCUGGUGGCCACCUGCUCAGCCCCGCACCGCCCCCCCAGCCUGGUGGUGGCGGUGCUGCCACCGGCGGGCCAGGAGCUGCCCCUGCGCUGGGUGCCAGUGGAGGAUGUGCCAACAGUGCCCGGUGUCACCUGGAAGACGCUGACGGUCCAGCCACCCUGCAGUGGGAAGAGCCCCGCCAUGCACGGCACUCAGGCUUUUGAGGCCCUGCUGCUGAGCCCACCGGAUGGCACAGCACCACACCCUCUCGUUGUGUGCCCCCAUGAUGGCCCCCACGCUGUCUUUGAUGCCCGCUGGCGUCCGAGUAUGGCCGCGCUGUGCCAGCUGGGUUUCGCCGUGCUCUUGGUGAACUACCAUGGCUCCCUGGGCUUUGGCCAGGCCAGCAUCAGCUCCCUGCUCUCCCACAUGGAUGAGCAGGACGUGGCGGACACCCAGGUGCGGACGCCGAUGCUGCUGUGUGGGGGUGCCUGGGACCAGCGUGUCAGCCCCACACAGGCGCUGGAGCUGUACCGGGUGCUGCAGGCCGGGGGGGUGCCGGUGCGGCUGCUGUGGUACCCAGAGGGUGGCCACAUGCUGGCCGGUGUGGAGAUGGAGGCCAAUGUCUUCGGGAACUGUGCCUGCUGGCUUCUCUGGCACCUGGGGCAGCCCCAGUGGGACAGGAAAGGACGGCACAGCCCCCAGUGCCCAUGGUGGCCCUGCAGCUGUGCUAGCCCCAGGGUGACUGCUGGCCCUGGAGACCACACCAGCACCAGAGGAGGAUGGAGUGAGUGUAGCCAGGGGCAGGAUGGGACAUGGGUUGUUGGGGUUUGGUGCUAA
Molecule: messenger RNA, 2379 nt
Organism: Leptosomus discolor (cuckoo roller)
Lineage: Eukaryota; Metazoa; Chordata; Aves; Leptosomiformes; Leptosomidae
Source: RefSeq, a predicted model, not a curated record